AUGCUAGCUAGGUACUAUGAGGCAUUCAAUGAGAUACAUGAUUGCCCAACCAACCUAGAUAUCACUCAAUACAGGCGGGGUCUACCAGUCAGACAUAGGCUGAGAGAUUUCCUCACAAUGAUUCAACCCCCAAUGUUAGAGUUGUUGAUGCAAAGGAUCAAUGAGCACAUAAGGGUUGAAGAUGAUGCGGUGGCCAAUAUCGUGAAGAGAAAUCGAGUAGUAACGGACAGAAAGAUUGUGGGAAAGGUUCAUGUUGUCGAACAUGAGGAAAACUAUCUAGAUAGCUACAAGAGAGAGCGGAUUCGCGAUCCCCGUCAUGACAAAAGUCGCUACAACAACCAAGCUCACAAUCCUCAGGAUGAAGAGGAAGAGGCUCGACUAAGCGAUACUCAACGGAGAUUCAAUUCGAGGUUCUACUGCACCUUCCACAAUGAGAAAGGGCAUCGCAUGGAGGAUUGUGUGCCUCUAAAGCAACAUUUAGAGGAAUUGGUAGUCGUUGGGCAUCUCGAUAGAUACAUUGAUGGAAGCGUCAGGGCAAUACCUUUAAGGCAAGCCGAACCUGAUGGCUUGGGUGUCAUGGACGCCCCACCCUAG
This is a messenger RNA of Camellia sinensis, 594 nucleotides long. The record is from RefSeq and is a predicted model, not a curated record. NCBI's taxonomy places the organism in Eukaryota, Viridiplantae, Streptophyta, Magnoliopsida, Ericales, Theaceae.